AUGUCUUCGCACCCACCUUUGAGAGACGUCCCAGAACUGACAGCUGUAGAACGUGCUGGCCCCAGAGGUUACCUCCGCUAUGUCUUUCCGAUGCGUCUGCCAGAUGACUACAACCUCGAUGAGGUCUUAAAUGUCAUUGAGUCUGGUUACAAAGCUACGUGCCAGAGAAUUGGCGUCAUGGCGUCUGAAGCGGUUCCAGACCCUGAUGCCAGGCAGGCCAACACUCUGAAACUUCAAAGGCUCCCCAAUGACCAAGUCGGUAUUGUGAGAUACAAGGACUUGAGGGAUCCAGAAGUGUACUCGUGGGACUACAAGGCCUUGAAAGCAAAACACUUUCCCAUAACGGCCUUUGAUGCUGAUCUACUGAUGCCUGGCCCCUUGUGGCCUGAGCCUGGAAAGCGACUCCCGAUAUCUCUUGUCCAAGUCAACUUCAUACGGGGCGGUGUUCUCAUCGGAUGGAACGUCUUCCACAUGGUCGGUGACGCAACGACAUACCUAACGUGGACAAGAAUUUGGGCUGAAGAAUGUCGUCGCCGCCAAGGCCUUCAGAUACCCGAUCCAUUUGUUAUCGACGAUGCUAUGGUGACCGAUAGACAACGUGUCACACAACCAUCAGGCAACAACAAGGGGAGAGCAGAGGAUCACCCUGAGUAUACAAUUCUGCCCUUCACCCCCACUGGUGCAUCCCCGGCUAUGCUGAGCACAACCUUUCGUGGUCAAGUCUUUUACUUUUCUCCAGAAUCCCUGUCUGCUCUCAAGGCCGAGGCAGCGCCUGCAAACGCAACCAUAGAGACAAACCAGCAGUGGAUUUCCACUAAUGAUGCUUUUUCGGCUUUGAUGUGGCGUACCGCUGUGGCAGUUCAAGCACCCCUUGACAGUCUUGCGGAAGAUGAGGAUGCGUCUUCGGUAUUUAACAUGGCUGUCAACGGAAGAACCCGUACGGAUCCUCCUGUACAUCCUCAGACUCUCGGCUGUUUCCUUCAAUACAUCAGUGUGUCAGCGCCCAUUCGGGACAUUUUGGGAAGUCUGAGUCUGGCCGAUCUUGCUAUAAUGAUACGGAAGGAGAUUCUUUUGCGUCUCACCAACCAGUUCACCGACGAUGUGGUGACACUCAUUGAUAAGCUCGAAGAUGUCACGAGACUCGUUCCCACGGCAUUUUUGGAUGUCCUUGGCAAGACAUCUGUGCAGACGUCGUGGGCCGAGUUCGACUUGGCCACUGUGGAAUGGGGUCCGCUUCUAGGAGAUAGGAUUGAAGCCGUUCGUUGUCCAAACACUGGUAUCCUGCCAGGAACACACGUUGUUCUGCCCGCCCUGCCCAAUGGUGGUGUUGAAGUUGUGUUUGGGACAGAAGGAGAACUGCUGCAAAAGGUUCUGGAAGAUCCUCUGUGGGCCAAGUUUGCUGAGCCUAGAACAUCUGUAUCUCUUCUUCAGAAACUUUCCACACUCCUAUCUGUUGAACGAAGUUUUCUCUCGGUCAUAGGGGGAACAGGUCAUUAUGCUGGGAUCAUCGCUGAUAUCCGCGAUAAGUUAAGUUGGAGACAUCGCCCUAUCGACAAAAGGAUCAAAGUACGUGUUUUCGUGAGGAUUGAUCAGCCAGACCCCGGACGUUAUAUAUGUCUCGACAAGGAAGUCCACGAUUAUCUCUACGGUGAUGGCCCCCCACCUUUUGGUGUUGAUGGAAGUGGCAGUGGGUUUCGUAUGGUUGAAUUUGGGACUGGCAUGCAGUAUGAUGAGUUCGAUCCGGACUUCGCUCAACCUUUCUUAUAG
Fusarium venenatum is the source of this 1767-nucleotide messenger RNA. RefSeq lists its product as uncharacterized. The record is from RefSeq and is a predicted model, not a curated record. Lineage: Eukaryota; Fungi; Ascomycota; Sordariomycetes; Hypocreales; Nectriaceae.